GUGGCGUGGGCCUUAUUACUUAUUUAGGGCCACUUGAUCAGGAGGAGAAUGCUUUUCUGUAAACAUGAAUCACCUGCCUCUUGCACUGGCUUGGGCUUCUGGUUUCGCCUAACUGAAGCAUUGCUCUUCGCCUAUUUUGCUUCCAUAUGGUCAGCUGACUCGCAGGGCCUUUUUCCAAGGCUAGAGAAUGUGGGAGCCUUCAAGAAUGUGUCCAUUGUACCAAGCCAGGCAACCUAUGGGAUCCUGAAUAGAAGCAUGUUCUGUCAUGGCUCUGCUGCUGUGGGAAGUAACCGGUUCUGCACCCAGAGCAUUUGUGUUCAGCAUUGUCCAGUCAGGUCCUCACCCCCAGCCUACACUGUCCUCUUCUUCCUGGACCUUGGGAGCUGCCUCUCCGUACAUGAGAAUGAUCUGCCUCCCAGCUGUCAUAGCCGUUCUAGCAGUUUUAUUUUUGGAAAUCACAAGAAUUGCUUUUCUUCUCCUUCUGCAAGGCUGGCGGCAUCAUUUACUAUGGCCGUGCGGCUGAAACCUGAGCAAGGAGGUGUAACGUAUGUCAUAGAAAAGACAGUGGAUGGGCAGACGGUGUUCAAACUCACAUUAUCCGAGAAAGAGACCAUGUUUCAUUAUCGCACGGUAGAUGGUUUGCAGCCUCCAAUAAAAAUAAUGACACUGGGGAGAAUUCUUGUGAAGAGAUGGAUUCAUCUCAGUGUGCAGGUGCAUCAGACAAAAACCAGUUUCUUCAUCAAUGGUUUGGAAGAGGAUAACACAGAUUUUUAUACCAGAAUUCUAAGUGGUCCAAUUACAGAUUUGACCUCUGGUCCUUUGCAAAUAGGACAGAAUUUAAAUGGGUUAGAGCAGUUUGUUGGAAGGAUGCAAGACUUUCGAUUUUACCAAGUAGCACUUACAAACAGGGAGAUUCUGGAAGUGCUCUCUGGAGAUCUGACUAGGCUGUAUGUCCAACUACACUGCUGCAGCCCAGGCAGCCACCCUCAGAUCCAUCCCCAGGCUCAGUGGCUCUGCAGCCCUAAUGAUGCCGAAGACAUGGCUUGGGACAGGGUGUCAUGGCUGAAUCUUGAAGCCUAUCUUCUUUCUUUUGUAAAUAACGAUGUUGCUACUUCGUGGGUUUCACGUGUGUUCAGAAAUAAUACCCAGCUUAAUCCAGGAGUGACCAUUUCAAUAGAUAUGGAAAGUGGACAAUAUCAGGUGUUUUAUAUUAUCAUUCAGCUUUUUACUCCACAACCAACAGCAAUAAGGAUUCAGAGGAAGAAGGAGAACAACCUGGAUUGGGAGCUUUGGCAGUAUUUUGCUAGGAACUGCAGUGCUUUGGGAAUGAAAAACAGUGGAGACUCGGAAAAUCCUGAUUCUGUCAACUGUCUUCAGCUUUCCAAGUUUACUACCUAUUCCCAUGGUAACAUCACAUUCAGCAUCCUAACACCCAGACCGAGCCAUCAUCCUGGGUACAGUGACUUCUGUAAUACCCUGUCUCCUCAAAAGUUUGUGAAAGCCACACAAAUAAGACUUUAUUUCCAUGGUCAAUACUGUACCACUGACAGUCCUGUCACGCACAGGUACUAUGCGUUCGAUAAAAUCACCUUCACAGAGAGAUGUCAGUGCCACAGUCAUGCCGAGAUCUGUGACACCACCAGCCAGCUGUAUCGAUGCCUCUGUGCUCAGCAGGCCUUCACAGGAGCCCUGCAUUGUGAUCGCUGUUUGCCUCUUUGUCGAGACAAAACUUUUGGCCCGGGUGAUCAAGUCCACACUUUCAGCUGUAAACCUUGUCAAUGCCAUAGCCACACCAGACGCUGCCAUGAUGAUAUCUACCUGGACCCUUUUUCCGCUGAGCACCACGGAGCGGGCAGCAGUGUCUGUGACGACUGUGAGCACAGUAUGACAGGAUGGAAAUUUGAGCUGUGUGAGAAAUACUUUUUCCAACAAGUUGGUGCAGAUCCUUCAGCCAUGGAUGUUUGCAAAUCCUGUGAUUGUGAUAAAGUUGGCACUAGAAACAGUUUCUUUUGUGAUCAGAUUGGAGGCCAGUGUAAUUGUAAGAGACAUGUGUCUGGCAGACAGUGCAAUCAGUGCCAGGAUGGAUUCUACAAUCUGCAAGGGCUGGAUCCUGAUGGCUGGCGGUCCUGCGAUUGUAAUACCUCUGGGAUGGUGGAUGGAGCUAUUACCUGUCACCCAAAUUCAGGCCAGCACAAGUGCAAAGCCAACGUCAUUGGACUUAGAUGUGAUCUUUGCAAUUUUGGAUUUAAAUUUCUCCAAAGUUUUAAUGAUGAACAUCGUGGACCCUGCCAUUGUAACCUCCAUGGCUCGGUGGACAAACUCUGCAAUGUUCUUUCUAGCCAGUGCAAGUGCAAAAAGGAAGCCAGAGGACUUCACUGUGACACUUACAGAGAACACUUGUAUGGCCCAGAUGUCACCAGGUGUAAGGCCUAUGACAGUGAUGCAGCAGGAUCCCUCCCUGGGAGUAUCUGUGAUGGCAGGACUGGGCAGUUCACCUGCCAGCCCGAUGUAGGAGGAAGAUAGUGCAAUGCAUAUUUGGAAGAAUACUUUUACCUGCAACAAAGCAAGUCUUUCUUCUCUUUGCUUUGUAACUGUGCUAAGGCUGGGACCAUCAGCAACUCUUUGCUGUAUGACACAUCAAUGAGACAGUGUUCUUGCAAAUUAGGAGUCCCAGGUCCUCUCUGUGAUCAGUUUGAGCCUCACAGGUACAGUUUGACCACUGGCAUUUUCCAAGACUUCCAGGUGUGUGAGUGUGACUCCUUGGGGACAUAUCCUGGGGCCAUCUGUGACCCAGUCAGUGGCCAGUGUCCAUGUCUGCCUAAUUGUCAAGGAAGAAGGUGUGAUGAUCAGUGUCAACCAGGUUUUUAUAUUUCUCCCGGCAAUGCCACCGGCUGCCUGACAUGUUCAUGCCAGAGCACUGGGACAGCGCGUCCCAUCUGCAAUAGUCUGACCAGCCAGCGCCUUUACCAAGAUGCUUCUGUCGCAGAGCAGAGUUGGGACCAUUGUAAAGCCCUUUACUUUGGAUGUGAUCCUCAGACUGGAAGAUGUCAGUCUUGUACAUGUCAUCUCUCAGGAGCCUUGAAUGAAACCUGUCACGUGGUCAUGGACCAGUGUUUCUGUAAACGAUUUGUCACUGGCACAAAAUGCAAUACUUGUGUUUCCAGUGCAAGCCAUUUGGAUGCCAACCAUCUAAGGGGCUGCAGCAAAACUCCAUCCCAGCAACCUCCACCCAGAGGACAAUUUCAAAGUUCUUCGGCUAUCAAUCUCUCUUGGAGCCCACCUGGUUCUCCAAAUGCCCACUGGCUUACAUACAGCUUAUUCAGGGAUGGUUUUGAAAGCUACACAACUGGGGAUCAAUACCCAUACGAUGUUCAGCGCUUCUCAAAUACGGCCCUGUCUCAAAUACGGCCAUAUACAUCCUACUCCAAUGACAUCGAGACCACCAGUGUGCAUGGUUCAACAAGGAGUGCAAUUGUCUCCUACAUGAUAAGUCCGAGAAUUCCAGAGGAAUGCUCAAACCUCAGUUCUCUUAUUCCUGUUGGUUCAGACUCUGUCACGCUUAUCGGGACCUCACCCUCCAAUCUUUCUGGAUCUAUGGAGAGAGAUGUUUUGUCCUGUGCUCCUGUAGUUAGUGCCCACCCAUGUGCUCCCCAUGAAGCUCAUGAAACUUUGGCCACCAUCUGGAAUCUGGUUCCAUUCACAAAGUACCAUUUUUCUCUCCCGACCUGUCCAAGUGGGGACUGUCUACUCAGUUUGCUCCUCACUGUAGCCACCACUCAGGCAUCUCCCCAAGGACUGAAUCCCCACGAGGUGCACAAGAUCAGUUCCAAGGAGCUUGACUUGGAAUGGUCUCCACCAAGGGAACAAAAUGGAGAAAUUCUUAGAUACGAAGUAAACAUGAAAAGAUUGAGAGCAAAUGGAGAAGACACCUCAGCAGAAUGUCGACUUUUUCAGAGCAGCAGCUGGGUCAGUGCUCAUCCAGCUGCAGAAUCAGCCAGUGAAAAUGCAUUAAAGUUUCUGCUGACCUCCACGACCAUCCCUGGAGUGACACCCUACACCCACUACCAGCUUAGAGUACUGGCUAUCAACAUUGCUGGCAGUGUGGCUUCUACCUGGACUGCAGAAAGAACAGGAGAAUCAGCACCUGUGCUCAUGACCCCUUCUUCAGUCUUCCCUCUCUCCGCACACUCCCUCAACAUAUCCUGGGAGAAGCCAGAGGAUAAUGUCACAAGAGGAAAAGCCAUGGGGUAUGACAUCAGCAUGAUGUCUGAAGAGUCACUGCAAAAGUCAAGCCUGGUGUUGUCUUCACAGAUACCGUACCAGGCUAAAUCCCAAGAACGAUCUUAUAUUGUGGAAGGACUGAAACCUUAUAGGGCCUACAGCUUCACCGUUUCUCUCUGUAACUCAGUUGGAUGUAUAACCAGUUCUUCUGGAGCAGGAAAGACAUUGGAAGCAGCACAUGCCCACCUGAGGCCCACUCUGGUUGAUGGCUUCAGCAGCAUGACCAUCAAGAUCAGAUGGCUUGCCCCCAAAGAAUUGAAUAGACCCUCUCCUCUGUGUCUGCUGGAAAGGAGAGAGAGAUCUCUAACAGCUCCCAGGGCCACCAUGAUGAAACAAGCCUGUUUCGUAGGAAAAGGAUAUUAUGAAUUUCCCAGCACUACCCACCCCAUCAACACACUCUUUACUGGCAUCAAGGCCAACUUUCGGGCAAAGCUGCCUGAAGGUUUGCUUAUCUUUGUGGCAUCACCUGACCAUCAGAAAGAUGAUUUUGAACUUCAGUUGAAGAAUGAACAUCCUUAUUUUCUCUUUGAUCCUCAGGUGUCGUCAGUAGAAGUUACCACAACCAAUGAUGAUGGUGAAAAAUUUGAUGAUGGCAAAAGGCAUGAAAUAAUUGCUAUUAGGCAUCAAGCUUUUGGCCAAAUCACCCUUGAUGGGAUGCAUACAGUGAAAAUUCUCACCUCUUUCUCUGUGGGUUCCUUGGUCGCCCUGAAUGGCAGCAUGAUGAUUGGAGAGAACUCAGAGGUGUUUGUGGGAAGGCUUCCCAGGGCUAUGCUGUCCUCAGGAAGGAAGGAGCCCAAAAUCAUCCAAAAGGCUUUUGUGGACUGUCUCAAGGAUGUGUCUUUUCUGAAGAAUUACAAUCCCUCUGCUUUGUGGGAGCCUCUGGUUUGGCAGAAUUCUGAAAAGCAAACCAACAUAUAUAACAACAGGGAGGGAUAUCCCUCCUCAUUAUAUGAGGGAGUCCAGUUCCUUGGAACAGGGAUCCUGGAACUUCCUCCAAACUUGUUUCAUGGAGGAAUGAACUUUGAGAUUUCCUUUAAUUUCAGAACUGACCAAUUGAAUGGAUUGCUGCUUUUUGUCUACAAUAAAGAUGGACCAGGCUUUCUUGCCAUAGAACUGAAGAGUGAAAGACUGAGCUUCUGGUUAAGCGACAGUCUUACCUUCAUACAAGCAGCUCUAUGCCUGAGGCCAUGCUAUUGUGCUGGAGAGGGGAACACAGUCAUCAUUCAAAAGGAAGUCUCCGUCCUGUCUGUGUGCAUGAAUGACCUGAUAGAAGGUGCAUCCCAAUUCCGGGCACAACCACUGAACAUGAGCACCCUUGUCUACCUGGGUGAGGCCCCAACGCACCUGCAGGAUACCUGUAGACUCCUACAUUUGGAACAAGGUUUCAGCGAUUGCAUAAAGGAUGUGAAAUUUGCACAGGGUGCUGCCAUCCACUUGGCAUCUGUGUCCAGCAGUGCUGUCAGAGUCAAUCUGGAUGGAUGCCUGUCAACUGACAGCAUGGUUAACUGCAGAGGAAAUGACUCCAUCCUGGUUUACCUGGGGACAGAAGAGCAUGCUUAUGAGAGUAGGCUCCAUCCCUUUUAAGAAUCCCUGCAUUGAGUGAUAGCCUCCCACCAAGGAGGGUCAGCCCACAGUGAUUGGAACCAAGUGUGCACACCAGGAACCUCUGCUCAAAGUGUACCAACUCCCUCAGAAGUCCACAGCUUGAAUGGAUAUAGCAUGGAGGUGACCUGGGAUGAAUCUGCCAUGGUCAGAGGUGUGGUUAAGAAGCACAUCCUGAGAGCUUACAUUCAAGACCACCCCUGGCUGCCCCAUGUGCCAGUCACCACCUCUGAAUUUGUCGACGCCAGCACCCAUACAGGAAUAUUGACAGGCUGGCUGCCCUUCAGAAGCUAUGCCAUAACCCUAACUGCUUGCACUCUGGCUGGCUGCACUGGGAGCACACAGGCACUGAGCAUCUCUACUCCACAAGAAGCUCCACAAGAGCUUCUGCCACCAGUAGCCAAAUCCCUGCCCAAUUUGUUGUUACUCACCUGGAAUCCACCCAAUAAAGCAAAUGGUAUUAUAACUUGGUACUCUUUAUAUAUGGAUGGGAGGCUAAUCUAUUCAGGCAGUGGAAUGAACCAGACAGUCACAGAUGUGGCAGUGUUUAGAGGCCACCAGUUUCUGCUCAGGGCUUAUACAUAUGUGGGAUGUACAAACAGAUCCCUGGUCACACUGCACACAGCACAGCUGCCACCAGAACAUGUGGAUUCUCCGAAGCUGACAGUUCUGGAUUCCACGACUGUCUACAUACAGUGGAAGCAACUAAGAAAAGUAAAUGGAAUUCUGGAGUGCUGCAUAUUAUAUAUUUCAAAUCACACACAUGAUUUUAUAAUUUGGGAUGUUAUCUAUAACAGUACUGAACUUUUUGAGGCUCAUGUGCUGCGAUAUCUUUUCCCUGACAAUAAACACCUCAUCAAACUGGGCGCUUGCACAGGGGAUGGGUGUACAGUGAGUGAGGCCAGUGAAGCCCAGACUGAGGAGAGUGAGCCCGAAGGCAUGCCAGCCCCCAAGGCACACGCAUAUUCACCCCACUCCUUCAACAUCUUCUGGACUGAGCCUGAAUAUCCAAAUGGUGUUAUCACUAGUUAUGGACUCUGUCUAAAUGGCAUAUUAGUUCACAAUUCCUUCAAACUCAGAUGCCAUGUUUCUGGAUUUGCUGCUUGGGGUUUACAUUCCUUCAGAGUCCACACCUACACGGCUAGAGGUUGUGCUUUGGGCCUGCAGGUGGAAAAUCGAAUUCUAGAAGCCCCUCCUGAAGAAGGAGUAAAUGGCUUUGUUAAAACAGGGGGACCUGGGAAGGCCCACGUGAGGUGGGAAGCCCCUUCUCACCUCAGUGGACACUUACUCGACUCCAUUAUUUUUACUUGGAUUUUCUCUGCAGAUCAAGCAUACAAUAACCACACUCUUCUGAGUGGCUCACAAAUCAUACACAGUGAUGAUGAGAGCAAACUUUGUGUGCCCAUAGAUGGCUUAGAUACUUUUACUAACUACACAGUACAAAUAGAGGCUUCAAACAGCCAGCAGCUAACAGAUGAUCCCAUAGCUAUUACAAUGCCAUCUGGGGCUCCAGAUGGUGCGCUGCCUCCCAGGCUCUCAUCUGCCGCGCCAGCCAGUCUUCAGGUUGUCUGGUCUACACCAGCUCUCAACGACGCCCCUGGCUUUCCCAGGGACCAGUUUCAGAUGAGGCCUAGCCACCCCACCAGAGGAUUUCUAGAGUUAUUUUCUAAUCCUUCUGCAUCGUUAAGCUGUGAAGUGAGAGAGCACCAACCGUGCACAGAGCAUGAGUUCUGCCUGGUGGCCUCCAAUGGAUUCAGAAGUGCGAGUAGCCUUUGGGUCCCAUUCAUGACCAUAGAGCACAGACCUGGACCCAUAGACCUACCUGUUCUUCUAGACAUGAAGUCAAGACUGAUGUUGGUGACCAAGCAGCACCCUUUGCAGUGCAUUGGGGUUAUUACCCAUUAUAACAUUUACCAACAAGGUGGUCUCCACUUGAAAACUUCUGGAAAUGUCACCAACUGCAUGGUAACCCAGUUAUGUCCACACACUGCCUAUGAGUUUCAGGUUGAGGCCGAUACUGCAAAAGGGUAUUCCCUGUCCCCAGAGUCCCAGACUGUGUGGACACUGCCAGCUGCACCAGAAGGCAUCCCAGCUCCAGAGCUGUUCUCAGAUACCCCCACAUCUGUGAUUCUAUCUUGGCAAUCCCCCACCCACCCCAACGGCUUGGUGGAAAAGUUCGCAAUUGAGAGAAGAGUCCAAGGGAAGGCGGAAGUGACUAUGCUGACGACACUCCCAAGAAGUCAUCCCAUGAGGUUUAUUGACAAGACCAGUGAUCUCAGCAUGUGGACCAUAUGCAAACACAGAGUACUGCUAAGCACCCUCAGUGGAAGUACAAACAGCAGGGCUUGGGCAGAAGUGACCACGAGACCUUCGAGACCUGCUGGGGUCCAGCCACUCUCAAUGCAAUUGCUGGGGCCAGAGUCAGCCAAGGUCACUUGGAAUCCACCACUCAUUCAGAAUGGAGACAUGCUUAGCUACGAGAUCUGCAUGCCUGACCCUCAUGUGAUGAUAACCAGUGCUAAUGCUACUUCUUCCAUGUUCAGUCAUGUGAUCAUGCAUUUGAAGCCUUUCAUGAAUUAUUCGGUCACUAUUGUGUCUUGCUCAGGGGAGAACAGGUAUCUGGGAGGAUGCACAGAGAGUUUAUCUGCCCAUAUCACUACCGAGCCCGCCCUGCCCCAGGAUGUCAGCCCCUUGCUGGUGAUCCCGAUAAGUGAAUCCUACAUUGGGAUUUCUUGGCAACCCCCAUUAAGGCCAAAAGGACCCAAUCUAAGAUGUGAGCUUCUGAGAUGUAAAAUCCAGCAACCACUUGCAUCAAAUCCCCCAGAAGAUUUAAAUCUGUGGCACAAUAUUUAUUCAGGAACUCUGUGGUUUUAUGAAGAUAAGGGUCUUAGCAGAUUUACAACAUAUGAGUGCAAGGUGUUUGUACAUAGCAAUGUGGGCUUCACACCAACUCCAGAUGCGAGUGUGACAACGUUGUUGGGUCUUUCCAAGAGAGGAGCCAACCUCAUGGCCAGUGUUCUCUACCACAGUGCCAUAGGCAAGAGAUGGCCUAGAACAACUUUUCAAGACCUACAAGAUGAUGUUGAAUAUUACACACUUUUUUGGAAUUCUGUUACCUCAAAUGAAUCUCUCAAAAUCCUCCCAGAUGUAAACUCUCAUGUCAUUGGCCACUUAAAUCCAAACACAGAGUAUCGGAUUUUUAUCUCUGCAUUCAAUGGAGUUCACAGCAUCAACAGAGAAGUACUUCAAGCAAGCACUUAUGAUGGGGAGCCUCAGGGCAUGCUUCCUCCAGAGGUUGUCAUCAUCAACAGUACAGCUGUACGUGUCAUCUGGACAUCUCCUUCAAACCCAAAUGGUGUUGUCACUGAAUAUUCUGUCUAUGUAAAUAAUAAGCUCUACAAGACUGGAAUGAAUGUGCCUGGGCCUUUCACUCAGAGAGACCUGUCUCCCUUCACUAUCUAUGACAUUCAGGGUGAAGUCUGCACAAAAUAUGCCUGUGUGAGAAGCAAUGGAACACAAAUCAGCACUGUGGAAGACAUGCCAAGCGGAGUGCCAACGCCCACAAUUGGUGGCAUCACUUCAAGGCCCCUUCUCAUUGAUUGGCUGUCUCCAGGGAAGUCAAAUGGCAUCAUUCUGGGAUAUGAUCUCUUUUGGAAAACAUGGUGUUCAUGCCCCAAAACCCAGAAGUUAAUGAGGGACUGUGGUGGUGAGCUCUGCCAAGUAGUCACAUGUCAAAAGCCUGAGACUGUCUGUGGACACAGGUGCUAUUCUGAACUAAGUAAGCUUUGUUGUAAUGGAGAUCUCUAUGACUCCCAAUCUGGAUGCCACUGUUGUGAAGACAAGUAUAUCCCAUUUGUUUCUAAAUCACCUGGAUCUUGUGGUGGUGGCCAAAUACAAGAGGCACAGCCAAAUCAUCACUGUUGCUCUGCGUAUUAUAUUAGAAACCUACCAGGUGAAGUAUGCUGUCCAGAUGAACAACAUAAUCGGGUUUCCACUGGCAUCAGCGAUUCCUGCUGUGGCCGAAUGCCGUUCUCCUCCUCAGGAAACCAGAUUUGCUGUGCUGGGAGGCUCCACGAUGGCCAUCGCCAGCAGUGCUGUAGUGGACAGAUUGUGAACAAAGAUUUGGAGUGCUGUGGUGGAGAACAAGAGAGUGUGGUAUACAGGCAUCUUCCAGGGAUGUUCUGUUGUGGGCAGGAUUAUGUGAAUAUGUCAGAUACCAUAUGCUGCUCAGCUUCCAGUGGAGAGUCUAAAGCACAUGUUAAAAAGAAUGACCCAAUGCCAGUAAAAUGCUGUGAGACCGAGCUCAUUCCAGAGAGCCAGAGAUGCUGUAAUGGAGUUGGAUAUAAUCCUUUGAAAUAUGUUUGCUCUGACAAGAUUUCAACUGGAAUGAUGAUGAAGGAGACCAGAGUGCGUGGGACUGUCUGCUCAGCCUCUACGCCAGGCACAGAACACUGCAGCAGGUGCGGCUUCCACGUUACCAGCCACUUCUGUGCUAUGAGAAGGGAGCCUGGAAAUUCCACAGGGAAGGCGUCAAUCGAAGAAAUGUGCUCAUCUGCCGAAGAGACUCUUUGUGCUGGAAGUGCAGACACGUUCUCCUUUGCAGAUGUGAACCUGGAGCCCUACACAACAUAUGAGUAUAGCGUCUCUGUGUGGAAUAGCCAUGGACAAGGGCUUAGCAAAGCCAUAAGGGCCAGCACAAAAGAAGAAAUGCCUCAGGGAGUGAGCCCCCCCUGGAAGACCAAAGUGAAUAAUUGUGAAGAUGCAAUAGUGAUAAAUUGGAGGAAACCUAUACGAUCAAAGGGUCCUGUUAUUUACUAUAUUCUUCUCCGAAAUGGAAUCAAAUGUUACCGCGGGACAUCACUGAGCUUCUCUGAUACAAAGAGAAUUCAGUCUUCUCAGGAAUAUUCAUACCAGCUGAAAACUUGCAUAGUUGUUGGCUGUGCCACCAACAGCAAGGUAGUGGCAGCUACCAGCCCAGGGGUUCCACAGAGCAUCCUGCCCCCAAGGGUCACAGCCCCCAAGGCGGAGCCCCUGCCUCUGAGCUGGAGCAUCCCUGAGAAGCCCAGCGGCGGCGUUACUGAGCACCUGCUCAGGCAGGCAGGGAAAGGGCUCCUCCACACCAACACCACACAGGGGAGGCAGCACACGGUCACAGGUCUCCAGCCAUUCACCAACUACAGCUUCACUCUUACAGCUUGUACAUCUGCUGGAUGUGCUUCAAGCGAGCCUUUUCUAGGUCAGACACUGCAGGCAGCCCCUCAAGGAGUUUGGAUGACGCCCAGACACAUCAUCAUCAAUUCUACAACAGCGGAGUUACAUUGGAGUCCGCUUGAAAAGCCCAGUGGCCUCUUUGCUCAACACCAGUGGAGUAGUAAUGGAACCUCAGUUUUUCUGGGAGAUAGUGAGGACCAAAACUUCACUGAUAAAAACCUAAAGCCCGACAGCCGAUACAUUUACAAGUUGGAAGCCUCAACUGGAAGUGGUAGCAGUCCCAAAGAUGGUUAUAUUGUGGAAACACCUAUGCACACCCCUAAAGAAAUCCAACCGCCAUAUAAUAUCACAGUAAUUGGACCUUACUCCAUAUUUGUGGCCUGGAAUUCACCAGGGAUCCUUACCUCCAAAGUGCCCACUGAGUACAACGUCUUACUCAAUGCUGGAAGUCCAGCACCUCUGAGUUCCUCUGCUGGUCAUCACCAGUCCUUCCUUCUGGAAAAUUUGGCUCCAUUCACACAGUAUGAGAUAAGGAUCCAAGCAUGUCAAAAUGGAGGUUGUGGAAUUAGUGAUAGGAUGUUUGUCAAAACAUCUGAAGCUGUCCCAAAGGAUCUAGACGCCCCUGUUCUCAAAGCACUGGGAUCAGCUUGCAUAGAAGUUAAAUGGACGCCACCAAAAAAACCAAAUGGAGUCAUCACCAACUACUUCAUUCACAGACGUCCUGCUGGUGUGGAAGAGGUGUCCCUUUUGUUUGUCUGGUCAGAAGGAGUCCUUGAAUUUACCGAUGCCACAGAUACUCUGAGACCUUUCAUGCUCUAUGAAUAUCGGGUCAGAGCCCACAACUCCAUGGGCUCGGUGGAGAGUACGUGGUCAUCAGCGUGGACUCUGGAAGCCCCACCUCAGGACCUGCCAGCACCCUGGGCUCAGGCUACCAGUGCUCAUUCAGUCCUGCUUAACUGGACAGAGCCCACAUCUCCCAGUGGCAUCAUCUCCCAGUACCAUGUAAUCUACCAGGAGAGACUAGAUGACCCGACAGUCAAUGUCUCUCCUAUGCGUGCCUUCACAGUUACGGGAACAAGUCAUCAAGCCCACCUAUUUGGGUUAGAACCAUUUACAACAUAUCAUAUUGGGGUUGUGGCUGCAAACCAGGCAGGAGAAGUUUCAAGCCCCUGGACUCUGGUUCAAACCCAGGAAUCUUCCUCAAGUGGACUGAGAAACUUCACAGUUGAACAGGAGGACAACGGCCGGGCAUUGUUCCUGCAGUGGUCAGAGCCGGUGAGAACCAAUGGUGUGAUUAAGGCCUACCACGUCUUCAGGGACAGCGUGCUGGAGUACUCCGGCCUGAAGCGUCAGUUCCUCUUCCGACGCCUUCACCCCCUCACACUCUGCACGCUGACCCUGGAGGCCUGCACGGGGGCAGGCUGUGCACACGCGGCGCCCCAGCCUUCACGGAUGGGGGAAACCCCUCCCCGCUCCCAGGUGGCUCCUGCCGUGCAGUCUGUGGGGCCCACCAGUGUGGAGCUGAGCUGGACUCAGCCUGUCAACCCAAACGGAAAGAUCCUUCGCUAUGAAGUGAUGCGCAGAUGCUUCAAGGAAGUAGCUGGGGGGAAUUCGACAAUCCCAGGGGAGGAAAAGAUAGUUUUCACAGAAUAUAAUACUGAAAGGGAGACCUUUAUGUAUAAUGAUACAGGUUUGCAGCCAUGGACUCCAUGUGCAUAUAAAAUCUAUGCUUGGAAUUCAGCAGGCCAGACCAGUGGCUCGUGGACUAUGGUAAGGACAAUGCAAGCACCCCCAGAAGGUCUUUCUCCACCCAAGAUAACUUACGUGUCUGCGAAUCCCAACAAGCUGCUGAUUUCCUGGAUCCUUCCAGAACAAUCUAAUGGUGUCAUCCAAACCUACAGGCUUCUAAGGAAUGGGGUGCUCCUUCCUUUCAGCUUUGAUGCUAUGACUUUUAAUUACACUGAUGAGGAGCUGAUUCCCUUUUCCACAUAUAGCUACGGGCUCAGAGCCUGCACCAGGGGAGGCUGCACCACCAGCAGCCCUGCCAACAUCACUACCCUGGAGGCUGCUCCAGCUGGGCUCAGCCCUCCAGCUUUUCAGGUCAUUGGGGCUACCCAAAUAAAUGUAUCUUGGUCCCCACCAUCAGUUCAAAAUGGAAAUAUCAUAAAAUAUUUACUACGGUGUGAUGGUACAGAGUAUCCAGCAGAGCAGGGCCUGACCCUGCUGGUCUCCCAGCUGCAGCCUCACACUCAGUAUAACUUCUCGCUAGUGGCCUGCACGCUUGGGGGCUGCACAGCUAGCGAGCCCCAGUCUGCCCGGACCAUGGAGGCCCCCCCUCAGUACAUGGACCCCCCGAGAUUGCAAGUCACAGGUUCAGCAUCCAUAGAAAUCACCUGGAACCCUCCCAGAAAUCCAAAUGGCCAGAUCACAGGUUAUGAACUGUGGCGGAAUGGAGCCCUGGUGUACACUGGUCUGGGCACUCACUAUCAUGAUUUUACUCUUGCCCCGGGCAUGGAGUACGGCUACACAGUGGCCGCCAGCAACAGUCAAGGGAGUGUCUUGAGUCCAGUCGCCAAAGAGCAAACCAGCACCUCAGCACCCUCAGGCCUGGAACCCCCCAAACUGCAGGCCAAGGGUCCUCAUGAGAUCAUGGUGACCUGGGACCCUCCACUGAGGACAAAUGGCCAGCUCAUCAACUAUACCCUCUUCAUCCAUGAGCUGCUGGAAAGAGAAACAAAAGCCAUACACACAAACUCAACUCAGGAGCCUGCAGGCACACAGUCGCUAGUAGUGAGCCAACUGAAGCCAUUUCACAGGUAUGAAGUCCGAAUUCAAGCUUGCACCAGUCUGGGGUGUGCCUUGAGUGACUGGACAUCCACACAGACCCCCGAGAUUGCACCACUGCUGCAGCCACCCCCUCAUCUAGAGGUCCAGAGGACUCCAGGGGGAUUCCAGCCCUUGGUCUCCCUCCUAUGGUCGGGACCCCUUCAGCCCAAUGGAAAAGUUUUGUAUUAUGAAGUGUACAGAAGGCAAGUAGCAGCACAGCCUGAAAGAUCAACUCCCGUGCUGACCUAUAAUGGAAGUGCCAGCUCUUAUGUGGACUCAGAACUCCUGCCUUUCACGGAGUAUGAGUAUCAGGUCUGGGCUGUGAAUUCAGCAGGAAAAACCGCCAGUAGCUGGACAUGGUGUAGAACUGGGCCAGCACCCCCAGAAGGACUCGGGGCCCCCAAGUUCCAUGCAGUCAUGUCCACCCAAGCAGUGGUGAACUUCAGCACCCCCAGGACACCCAACGGGAUCAUCAGUCUCUACAGGUUGUUCUCCAACACCAGCGGGGUGGAGACCGUGCUGUCUGAAGGCCUGGCCACCCAGCAGACCCUCCGCAGCCUGCAGCCCUUCACUACCUACUCUGUUGGUGUGGAGGCCUGUACCUGUUUCAACUGCUGCAGCAAAGGCCCAACAGCCCAGCUGAGAACUCGGCCUGCUCCACCGUCUGGACUGUCCCCCCCUCAAAUAAAGACACUGGCCUCCAGGACAGCUUCCUUCCAGUGGAGUGCCCCCCUGUUCCCCAAUGGUAUCAUUCAAAGCUAUGAGGUCCAGCUCUACCCGGCCUGUCCCCACGAGUCAGCCACUGCUUGUGCUCCCAGCCAGCCAGAGACCAAGUACGUAGGGACUGGGCAGAGCGCCAGUCUUGGGGGACUUCAGCCCUUCUCCACCUACAAGGUGAGGAUGGUGGCCCACAACGAGGUGGGCAGCACCGCUUCCGAAUGGAUCAGCUUCACCACCCGAAAGGAAGUACCACAGGUUCGAGCCCCGGUAUGGGUGGACAGCAAUGUAUCGAUGGUGUGUGUGAACUGGAGUGGCACUUUCCUUCCAAAUGGCCGGCUGAAGGAGUUCGUGCUAACAGACAGAGGGCAGCGCCUGUACAGUGGCCUGGACACCACCCUCUGUAUUCCAAGGACUGCGGACAAAACCUUUCUCUUCCAGGUGACCUGUGUUACAGAUGAAGGAAGCGUGAAGACACCUUUGAUCCGAUAUGAUGCCUCUGCUGGAUUUGGUCUGGUGCCUACAACUCCUGGAGAAAAGAGGGGAUCAGGGCACAAGAGCAGAGAAUUCUACAGCGAGUUAUGGUUCAUAGUGUUGAUGGCAAUGCUGGCCUUGAUCUUGUUGGCCAUUUUCCUGUCCCUGAUACUACAAAGAAAAAUCCACAAAGAACCAUACAUCAGAGAGAGACCUCCCUUAGUGCCUGUUCAGAAGAGGACAUCUUCACUAAGAGCCUACCCACCUGGGGAAACCCAAAUGGGACUAGCAGAUACCAAAAUCCCCCGAUCGGGGACACCGGUGAGUAUCAGGACUAGCAGGAGCUUUUCUGUACUGCGGAUCCCAAGUCAGAGCCACAUCAGCCAGACCUACUCCCAAGACUCCCUCCACCGCAGCAUCAGCCAACUUAUGGACAUUCAAGAUAAGAAAGUGCUGAUUGACGACUCACUGUGGGAAACCAUCAUGGGCCACGAUAGUGGAUUGUAUGUGGAUGAAGAGGACCUCAUGAACGCCAUCAAGGGUUUCAGCUCAGUGACAAAAGAACACACCACCUUCACCGACACCCAUCUGUAAAUGAUGGAAACCUGUAAGACGAAA
Messenger RNA from Talpa occidentalis (Iberian mole), 15729 nucleotides. RefSeq names its product usherin (gene USH2A). The record is from RefSeq and is a predicted model, not a curated record. Lineage: Eukaryota; Metazoa; Chordata; Mammalia; Eulipotyphla; Talpidae. Gene Ontology annotation, molecular function: protein binding.